Molecule: messenger RNA, 1064 nt
Organism: Orbicella faveolata
Lineage: Eukaryota; Metazoa; Cnidaria; Anthozoa; Scleractinia; Merulinidae
Product: craniofacial development protein 2-like
Source: RefSeq, a predicted model, not a curated record
AUCAACCGGCCCCCCGGGUUUAGGGUUGGGCGGUGGGCUAACAACCCAGUCCCGGAAAAAACAGACCUGUUACAGAAACCACAACAACAAAUCCAGAAAACAACUUGGCUCCGGAAGAGUCCUCUCCAGUAGAGCCUAUGAUGCGGGCUGGUGAAAGCCUUCGGGAAGCCAGUGCGAAGGCAACUCUUCCGACAGCCAAAAGCAAGAUCAGAAUAGGGACCUGGAACACCCGAACCCUAUAUGAGGCAGGGAAAUCUACACAAGUGAGCAGGGAAAUGCAUCGCUACAACCUCAAGAUGCUAGGGCUGAGUGAAACACACUGGAACGGCGCUGGACGAACGCGACUGACGAGUGGUGACACUAUCAUCUACUCCGGACAUGAGGAAGGACACCCACACGUUCAUGGAGUAGCCCUGCUUCUGACACCUGAGGCAGCACAGGCACUACUCGUCCGGGAGCCAGUAUCACCGAGGCUCCUGACGGCAAGGUUCAAUUCCAAGGGGAGGAAAGUUACCGUCAUCCAGUGCUAUGCACCCACCAACGCAGCAGAGACCGAGGAAAAGGAGGCAUUCUACGAACAGCUCCAGGCAGUGAUGGAUAAGCUGCCAAGAAGAGACCUGAAGAUUCUAAUGGGUGACCUCAAAGCAAAAGUGGGGGCAGACAACACCAACAGAGAACUCGUCAUGGGAAAACAUGGAGCUGGCGUCCAGAACGAGAAUGGAGAGCUACUUACUGAGUUCUGCACUUUCAAUGACCUGGUCAUUGGAGGCACCGUGUUCCAGCAUAAGCAGAUCCACAAGACGACUUGGACAUCACCAGAUGGGAGGACUGUGAACCAAAUCGAUCACGUCACCAUCGGAAGAAAGUGGAGGAGAAGAUUACUGGACGUCAGAGUCAAACGAGGAGCAGACGCAGCCUCGGACCAUCACCUGGUGGUGGCAGACCUGAAAGUCAAGCUGAAAGUCUACAGAGAUCGAGCAGACAGGCCAUCUCACAAAUACAACGUACACAACUUGAAAGACAAAACAAAGGCUGAGAUCUACCAAUCAUCAGAUGGAAAUUAA